GGGCGACCCGCUAUAAUAAUUUCGCACAAAUGGGAGUGGGCGAACUUCACGAAUUCCAAAGUACUUCGUGAUAUAAAUAUCAACCAAACCCCAGUUCUUUGUUGCGUUUUCUAAAACCCCAGUUUCAAAAGUGUAAGCCCUGGCAGGCGCCAUGAAUUUUUUAAGGAGGGCAAUCGCAGGAGGACUUGUAUCUUCGUCUUCUUCUUCACCAAGGAAAUGUCUACUGUUAUCAAUUCAUCGCGUUCGUACUCUGCAACACUAUUCCUACUCCUCAACGACACAUUACGAACAGAAGACACAAACCGCCUUGAAUCCCAAAGCCGAACCACAUCAAUCAUCAUCCUCACCAUCAUGGUUGAGUGGUUCUGAAAUGGUUCAAAAGAAAGCGAAGGAUUGGCCAAGGCCCAAAGAGAUUCCGUUUCAGGCAAAGGUUGCGAAUUCGGUGAGUCUGAUCGGCCGUGUUCACAUUCCUGUUCAGUUUCAAGUUUCCCCCGACGGCCAGUACUGGGCUGGCACCAUAAUCACCCAACAGGACUACGACGACAAGGGCGACAAUGCUUCUGAUUAUCCAUCUUUUUGGAUUCCGUUAAUAUUUGAAGGUGAUCUAGCGCAUAUUGCUUAUUAUCAUCUGAAGAAAGAAGAUUAUGUUCACAUUACUGGACAACUAAGUGCAGAUCAACCACAGAUCACUAUAAGUGAAAUUCAAGCACAUUCCCAAAGCCGAGCACAUGCCCAGGUUAUGGUGCGUAGCGUGGACUUUGUGGAACACUCAUCUAAGCUGAAGAAAUCCUCUGCAUCAUGCCAGAAAGAAGAAAAGACUAUCAGUUCUGCUAGUAUGUCAAAGGAUGGAGACUCCGCAUUGAGCUCUUGGAGAGACCUUGUCACAAAUCCAGCAAGAUGGUGGGAUCACCGUGAAAAUAAGAUCAAUGGGUUGGUGAAACCAAAACAUCCAGAUUUUAAACAUAAGGAUAGUGGUCUCGCACUCUGGAUUAACAUGGCUCCAAAAUGGGUCCAGACAGAUCUUAAAGGAUUAAAGUUUGAUGUUCAACCUCAUGGAAUGAAACAAGUAAAAGAGGGUAGAGCUAGUAUGUCAGAAAAAGGAGACCCUGCAUUGAGCUCUUGGAGUGAGCUCCUCAAAAAUCCAGAAAGAUGGUGGGAUCACCGUCAAAAUAAGCUCAAUGGGUUGGUGAAACCAAACUAUCCAGAUUUUAAACACAAGGAUAGUGGUCUCGCACUCUGGAUUGACAGGGCUCCAAAAUGGUUCCUUACAAAACUUGAAGGAUUGGAGUUUGAUGUUCAACCUCCUGGAAUGAAACAAGUAAAAGGGAGUAGAGGUGUUGAGAUGCGCGUGUGGUGAUCAUCUUGGUGCUAUGUGAAGAUUUAAAUCUUGUUGAUGGAAUGCUGCUUUUGAUGAUAAUGCCCAGCUACUGGUUUACAAGGUGCCUUGUUUGUCUUAUUGAUGAAUCAGAUCUUGUGUUGCAAGUAUAGGAAAAAUCAGGUUAUGGUACGAUGCAUGGUCGGAUUUUACCAGUGUAGAAUCUUAUCUGUUUUGGGAACUCUUAAAAUGUCUAGUAUUUGUAUGCCAAUGAUCUAUACCAUGUAUGUUAUGGAGAAGCCAGUUAUACUUUUAUUCAUGUAUAGUUGAUGAAGUUUUUAGGUUUUUCUUAAUUGUGCUUGGCAUUUGAAAACUAACUUGUGAGUAAAUCAAAUAAACUUGUCUAUUGGUGGCA
Molecule: messenger RNA, 1730 nt
Organism: Cornus florida
Lineage: Eukaryota; Viridiplantae; Streptophyta; Magnoliopsida; Cornales; Cornaceae
Product: protein OSB2, chloroplastic-like
Exons: 8
Coding region: 152-1357 (401 amino acids)
Biological process (GO): mitochondrial DNA replication; positive regulation of helicase activity
Cellular component (GO): mitochondrial nucleoid
Molecular function (GO): single-stranded DNA binding
Source: RefSeq, a predicted model, not a curated record